This is a messenger RNA of Penicillium canescens, 1491 nucleotides long. RefSeq names its product SH3 domain-containing protein. The transcript has 2 exons. NCBI's taxonomy places the organism in Eukaryota, Fungi, Ascomycota, Eurotiomycetes, Eurotiales, Aspergillaceae. The coding region runs from base 1 to 1491 and encodes 496 amino acids. Gene Ontology annotation, molecular function: protein binding. The record is from RefSeq and is a predicted model, not a curated record.
AUGGUUUGGAAUGAUACUUUGCACAGCACACAACCAGGGUCAGCUUCAUCUACAAUCCUUAACAAUGGCGUUUACCAGCCUUCCACCAAAACCGUACUGCCGGAGGACGGUGUUUACCAGCCUUCCACAAGAACUGCACUGCCGGAUGACGGCCUCUAUCAUCCAAUGAGAUAUGCCGGUGGACAGAAUCAACCUAUUGUACCGAACACCGUUGCUCUUCAAUUGGACACACAAACGAAGGCAGCGACCAAAACACCUUCACUUUUGAAAGGUCUUCCCGAAGUUCCAUUGGCACUAGCCACUGCCCAGUCUGCCAUCGUCGCUCUGCCUUCCAUCCAGGAGACUACAUUCAGCAGAGCAAGUCAUCCCACUGUCGUUCCGACCGCAAGUGAAGAUGCAGGGAUGCCAGAAAUAUCAGCGACUCUUCUACCGAUUCCAGUCAACGCAGAAAGAUUGGACAAAUUAGAAAAAUCGGACAAACCAGACAAAUCACACAUCUAUGCUAUACUCAGCGUGCUGGCAGUUACUUUUCUGAUCGCAGUUUGUGUUCUCAUCUGGCUGCGCAAGCAGAAAAAGAAGAGGGAAGCAAUUCUUCUAAGGUUUCACAAUCAAGACAAACCGUCAUUGGAUACUUCCAGUCUAAAUAGCGGGCAACUCAAGACAUUACUGUCGAGGAUGAAGAGCAGAGGUGCUGCAUCCUUCGAGACAGUCAUCAGAUCAGCGCGCAAAGAACACAGCGGCGAUAUUGGAACAUGGCCUAUGAAUUGGUGGACGGAAGAAUCCAAGGAAAACCAGAAAUCUCGCAAUGCGCAUCCACAUACAAGCUACAGAGGCUUCGAUCGCCGGCUUCUGAAAGACUUGAUUUUGCAAGCCAAAAGGACCAGUGUGGCCAUGUUUUACGCCCUUUCCGGCAUACUCAGGCAGCGAGAACCCCCAAAGGCUCAUCCGCGACCCCGUGAAUCACGGACAAGUGAUGUUUGGUCAGCAACUAUCAACAGCAGUGCUGAAACGAUUUUCUCCGGCCUCCUCCACAGCCCAAUCCUCGUCACAGACGGGUCUCACUCCGUUUGCAAAUGCAUCCAAGAACCUACACCAGCAGUGCUUCCAUUGCAACAAUGCUUGGAACCUCUCUGUCUGAGUGAAGUCCUCUCCACAACCGAUGAAAAGGUGGAUCAGUUGAGUGACUUCAAUGGAAGUUCUUGCACCGUUAGCAGGGUGUCUACUACAUCAACGAGAUCGGGGCCUAAGCAGCCGACAAAUAACGUGUAUCAGGACCUCAGACCCAAGUUGUCCAGCAUAAGCCUGUUCCGGAAGGAUGUAUAUCAAGUUCAAAUGAACUAUGAAUCCCGAAACGAGAGCCAAUUGAGCCUUUGCGAGGGCCAAAAUGUUCUCAUCACUCAAAUCCUUGAUGAUGGUUGGGCAUACUGUCAGAUAAUCGGAAGCAAGAAAGAGGGACUUGCCCCCGUGCAUGCAUCUCUGCUUGGCCUGUAA